Cheilinus undulatus (humphead wrasse) is the source of this 7129-nucleotide messenger RNA. RefSeq lists its product as uncharacterized. The transcript has 21 exons. The coding region runs from base 78 to 6455 and encodes 2125 amino acids. NCBI's taxonomy places the organism in Eukaryota, Metazoa, Chordata, Actinopteri, Labriformes, Labridae. The record is from RefSeq and is a predicted model, not a curated record.
AUUUGGAAAUUUUGACGACUGGGUCUCCUGAAGGCAUUGACACAAAGAUUGAAAAGGAAGAAGAAGCAGCUACAGAGAUGGCAGAAGGGGUGAAAGAGGUUUUUGAACUGCUUGAAAAUUUUCCAAAGCAGGAUGAGAUUGCAGAAGAAGAGAUAAGCAACAAAGAAGAGGGUGGAGUGAGGGUGGUUAUUGUCAGAAUGAGCAGUGAUGAAAAGAUAGAGGAUGUUGGCAACCAAAGUGAAGAACAGCCACAACUUAGAGGCCAUAAUCCAGUCACUGAGACUUCUCAGAAUCUUGAGAGAAACUAUGAAAUAAGCCAGGAAGCAGAAGUUGCUCUUCCAAUUGUUGAAGAAGGGAUAAAGGAUUUGAAAGAGGUCCUAGGACUGCAUGAGGAGCUCCCAAAGAAGGAGAUUGGAGAACAAGAGAUGAAACAAGAUUAUGUGGAAGACAAAAAGGAGGAUAUCAGUAGCCGAACAGAAGUGCAACCACACUAUAAGGUGUCAGAAACUCUGUUUCUUGAGCGCAAGGAUGCCAAGAUUCUGGAGGAAGACGUUGCAACUAAAGCAUGCCCAGAGGUUGCAGGAGAGGUGAAAGAGGUGAUCAGGCUGAUUGAAGAGGUCUCAAAGAAUGAGGAGACUGCAGAAAAAGAGACAAGUAAGAUAAAUAUUGGAGGCGAAGAAGAAAUCAGAAGCAGAGUUGAGGUGCAAACUUGGACGUCCAGAGCUCUGGGACACAGCAAUGAGAAAAACCAAGGGGAAAACAUCUCAACUAAAGCAUCCCCAGAGGUUGCAGGAGAGGUGAUAGAGGUUGUCAAGGUGAUUGAAGAGGUCUCAAAUAAUGUGGAGACUGCAGAGAAAGAGACAAGCAAAAGAGAUAUUGGAGGCAAAGAAGAAAUCAGAAGCAGAGUUGAGGUGCAAACUUGGACGUCCAGAACUCUGGGACACAGCAAUGAGAAAAACCAGGAGGAAAACAUCUCAACUAAAGCAUCCCCAGAGGUUGCAGGAGAGGUGAUAGAGGUUGUCAAGGUGAUUGAAGAGGUCUCAAAUAAUGGAGAGACUGCAGAGAAAGAGACAAGCAAAGGACAUGUUGACGAUAUUAGAAGAAUUGAGGUGCAAACUUGGACAUCUAGGACUCUGGAAAAAAAUAACAGAGAGAAGAAUCAGGAAGAAGUAACAGGAACUUCAGCUUUCCCAAAAGUGGCAGAAGAGGUAAAAGAGGCCAUCAAAGGCAUUGAGGACAUCUCAAAUAAUGGGGAGUUUGCAGAAAAAGAAAAGGAGGACAAUUGCAGUCAAAUUGGGUUGAACCAACCAGGUUUAAACACCCAGAUAUCUAAAUUUCCUCAAGACGAUGAAGUGAAGUGUUUGCAUAAAGAUGCAGCAACUACAGCUUUUCCAGAGGUGAUGAAAGAGGUGAAAGAAGCUGCAAUGCUGCUUGAGGAUUCCUCAAAGGAUGUGCAAAUUGCGGAAAAAGAGAUAAGACUGAAAGACGAGGACAGAACGUCACAAAGGGAACAGGAAAUCAGUAGCCAAUCUGAAGUGCAACAAAGAGUCAAGAGUUCAGGACCUUUGACAUCUGGGCUGUUUGAAGCCAAAGAUGCAAAGACUCAAGUGGAAGAAAAAGCAACUGCAGCACUUUCACAAGUGAAAGAAGGGGGGCAGGAGGAGAGAAAGGAGGAGGGACUGGCCACACCGGUUGGGCAGGUGAAAACACUGAUGGUAUGCGACCUUGCUCCACCCUCCUGUCAGCCACAUGAGUUGGGGGAGGGGUCCGAGGCCAACCAGACCAAGGAACUGGGAACAGAAGACCACCCUAAAGAGGAUCAGCAACUCCCAGGCCAGGAGGUACAAUGUUUGGCUGACAAAGCCAUAAGCAGCCCUGAAUAUAUUCAUGCUGCCUCUGGUAACUCGAGUACAGUGGAGGAGAGGAUCACACCCUUAUUUAGAGAGGCAGAAAAGCAAGUUUCACUCCUUGCAGAAGCAAACAAGACAGUAAAAGUGAGCACAGAAACUGACAGAAGCCCAACAAGUGCAGUAACAGGUACUUCAGGAGUAGUGGAGGUUGUCACAAACAGCGCUGAGCUGCAAUCAGAUGCCACACAGAUUGAACACAAUAGGGCACCGCAGAGGAAGACUGAGUGGGCGGAUACAGUUACAGAGAAGACCGACAGAACCAGGACGGUGCAAGAACAGGUGGCAGUCGUGCUGUCAGACCUGAUCGAAGACACACAACUUCCUGAUACCAACGCUGCAGAGACGCACUUGGAGAAGAAAGAGCAACCGGCAGAACCUAAACCUGACCUGAAUGACGGGUCCCUGACAGUCUCCAGGGUACCAACAGUCACUUCAGACAUCCUAACUUCAGAGAAUCCGGCCACUGAAGUUGUUCAGGAUUCAGACGACACCAUGAAUUCAGCCUACAGCAGCCUGAGCACCACACUGUCCUUUAGGACUUCCUCGCCACCUAAAGAGGAUGAGCUCAAGUAUCGUUUCCAUAAAGUGUCUCUGAUCAGUGAUUCUGAUGGCAAAGAGAGCAGCCAGGAUGCAGCGGACUCGAUCAAAAGCAGCUCCACUGUGAUUGAAUCAAACGGAGCAGAUGUGGAAUCUGAGUACAGAUGGAAGAACAGAUUUGAGGGGGUCUCUCAAUAUAAACCAUCCACAACAGAUGAGUCUUCUUAUUCUUAUUCUCGCAGUUACACAGACUCCUACUCCAGCCCCUCCUCCUUGUCCUACACCUCCACUCUCCCUGAGGCCACAGCAUACAAACAUGUGAGCAACGCCCUCUCCUCCUCCUCCUCCUUCUACACCCCCUCUUCUGAGGAACAGAUCACCUUUAGCAGCCGGCUGAGUGACAGGAGUGAAGUUUACCUGAGCCGUGAGAGCGAGCCAGCAGGAGAGCGUACUGAUGAGUGGAGGAGAGGCUUAACAGAUCGGGAGGAGCCUGCUGCACCUGCAGGAGAGAGGGAGAGGGAGGGCGAGUCAGAGAGUUUCAAGUCAAGGUGGGAGUCACAUCAGAGCCCUGUGUCCAGGUCCCUCUCGUCUGAGGAAACCAGCUACGACAGAACAGACAGUUUCAAAGAGGAGGACGACGACUCGGCACGCUUUACUGGUGUGUUCAAGGCCACGCUGGUGGAGCUGGUCCCUGAACCUACACCACCACCCCCCACCACUCCCCCUGCCUCCCCUGACAUAGACUCCCCCAACCAGUUUGACAUGGACAACCUGGUGGACACGCUGAAGAACAUGGGACCCUCCAUGAGGCCCAGGGGCAUCGGCCCACGUCCACCCGCUCCAGUCCUCAUCUCCUCCUUGCCGCCGAUUGUGGAAGAUGCUCCCAGCCCAGUCAGCACAGAUGUCUGUGACUCUGGCAGCCUCUUGAAGAAGAUGGAAGCAGCAAGCAAGCCAGCAGAGUCUCUGAACGGACUUUACACCCUGCCUGCAGACCUGGGACUGAAGAGGAAUGCAGCCAGAGACACUCGUCCUCCGCUGGAGCUGAUGAAGCAAGGCCAGCAGGAGCAGCUUUUGAACUCGCCACUGAGAGCGUCUGCCACCAACAGUAUUGUGAUGAGAAGAUCAUCUGACUCUUCUCCUGAGGACUUACAGUCCCCACUGCUUAAUGGAAACACAGGACACUCAGGCACAACCUCCCGUCUCGACAGCAGUGUGAUCUUUGGAAGCUACAGGUCAGGAUCCAUCGAUCAGAAGCAGGAGAACCGACAGGCCCACCGGCCACUCUUCCGCACCAGCUCGCUACCUGAAACGGGGCUUUCAAACGACCGUGUGGCAUCAAAAGACUUUAGCAAUCUGAGCACUGGGAGCAGUGGAGCAGACCAGACUGGGUCCCGCUUUGAACGCUUCUCCUUCCUUUUAAACUCCACCCCCUCGUCAUCGGGCUCCUUGACUGGGGCGGAAGACCCCAACAUGCGUAUGAGUCAGCCUCCAUCAAUGGGCAUCAAUUCGCCGACCUCCAGCAAAAGCAGCAGCCCCAGCCGUAUCCUCAGCCCCACCGGCUCCAUAGACCUUCAACGGUCGUUUAACAUGGAUCCCCCCUUAUCCAUGUUUGGCCAGAACCAGGGGAUAGGGAUGGGGAUGGGGAUGGGUGUGGGUACAAGUCCACUUCUGCAGAGGAGCUUCAGUAAUGAGGGCACCACAGGGGUCCAACAGACUUCAUUGUUCAGCAGCGGGUAUGGAGGGUCUCAGUUCCAGAGCCAAGAACAGGAGAAGAAUUUAGUACCGAAGUACAGAGCCUUCCCAGAUGCCUAUCUCACCAAAGAGAAGGAACACGGGAAGCUCAAUCCUCGUCCUGGAAAGAUGUAUGUCUUUGACCGUCCAGGGUGGUGUGGCCAGAGGGUCGAGCUGCGCGGUGAUGUCAUGGAUGCUACAUCCUGGGAACUGCAGGAGACCAUCUCCAUCAGGGUCGUGAGAGGAGGAUGGGUGCUGUAUGAGAAGCCAAACUUCAAAGGAGAGAAGAUCGCUCUGGACGAGGGAGACAUCGAGCUCACGUACCCCUUCGGCCCUCCAGAGGAGCAGCUGCAAAACGGGCAGCAGGAGGGCCAGAAACAGAAUGGAGAGGAGAACGGAGAAACGAGUGAUGUGCAGACAGAGAACAAACCUGCCAGGAGGUUCAUCAUCGGAUCUCUGAGAAGAGCUGUCAGGGACUACAGCGUCCCAGAGAUCAGCCUGUUCCCUGAGGAGAACGCUGAGGGGAAGAAGGUCAUCUUCAGAGACACGUCUGAUGAUGCCAGGAUCUACGGACUACCUAUAAAGGCCAACUCCAUCAUCAUCAACGCUGGGCUCUGGCUUGUGUACGCUCACCCGUUCUUCCAGGGUGUACCCCGCAUCCUUGAGGUGGGAGGAUAUACUAAUCCUGCUGCGUGGGGGGUGGAGAAACCUUAUGUGGGAUCUCUACAUCCACUCAAAGUAGGGGAACCAAGAGUGGAAAAUCUGAGCGAACCAAAGAUUGUGAUCUAUGAGAAGCCGUACUUCACAGGGAAGUCGAGGACCAUCACAACCAACAUGAGAGACUUCAUGACCAGAGUGGACCGACAGCAGACGGCCUUCAUGUACAGCGUCGCCUCUAUGAAAGUGCUGGGAGGAAUCUGGGUGGGCUAUGAGAAGGAGGGCUUCAGAGGACACCAGUACCUGCUGGAGGAGGGCGAGUACCAGGACUGGAGGGUGUGGGGAGGCUGUGAUGCAGAGUUGAGGUCUGUUCGGGUGAUACGAGCGGACUUUACAGAACCUUCAAUGAUCAUGUUUGAGCAGCCAGAAGAAGACCAGGAGGGCAUGCAGGAGGAGAACACGUUUGAGGUGACUGAGGCCAUUCCUGACGUGGAGCUCUUCGAAUAUAAAACCUCCACACGCUCCAUCCACGUUCUCAGCGGGGCAUGGGUAGGUUACUCCCAUGUAGACUUCUCUGGGAACCAGUACAUCUUAGAGAAAGGUUUCUACAACAACUGUGCAGACUGGGGCUCUCAGGACAACAGAAUCUGCUCGGUGCAGCCAAUCCUGCUGGCUCCAAGUGACGGCAACAGAGACAGAAAUGAGGUCAUUCUGUACUCAGAGCCAGGCUUCCAGGGUGAGUGUCACGUCUUCCAUCAAAACCAGGAAACACUGCCAGACAGAUUUUUUGCCAAGUCCUGCCGAGUGUCAGGAGGAAGCUGGGUGUUCUACGAUGAUAAAAAGUUUUCUGGGAACUUGUACGUCCUCUCUGAAGGGGACUACCCCAGUUUAGCCAGCAUGGGAUGUCCAUCAGACAGCAAGCUCCGAUCUGUGAAAGCCGUGCCCAUGUCGUUCUCGAUUCCCUCCAUCUCUUUGUUUGGCCUGGAGUGUCUGGAGGGCAGAGAGAUCACCAUGGACACAGAGAUCAUCAGCUUGGUGGAGGAGGGCUUCAACAACCACAUCCUGUCUGUCAGAGUCAACAGUGGCUGUUGGGUGAUUUGUGAACACAGCAACUACAGGGGGCGCCAGUUCCUAUUGGAACCAAUCGAAAUCACCUACUGGCCCAAGUUCAGCUCCCUCCAGACUAUCGGCUCCAUGUACCCAGUCAGACAGAAGCACCAACUUUUCCGCAUCAAAAACAAAGAGAGGGAUCACUUCCUGUCCAUCCAGGGCGGCGUGGAGGAGAUGAAGUCAGGACGAGUGGUGGUGACUCCAGAAGUAGAAGGUCUGAGUGACGUCUGGUUCUAUCAGGACGGCCUCAUCAAGAGCAAGGUGUCCCCGACCAUGAGUCUUCAGGUAGUGGGUAACGUCGAGCCCGCAGCAAAGGUUAGUCUGUGGUCGGAGACCCGGCAGCCCAUCCAGACGUGGACAUUUAAGAUGACAGGCCUCAUCACCAGCCUGACUUCCCCGGGGAUGGUGCUGGAUGUCAAAGGUGGCAAAGCGUACGAUAAGGACCAUGUGGUAAUAAUGACAGAGAGUGAAGAGAGACCAAGCCAACAGUGGGAGAUAGAGCUGCUUUAAAAUAGACCCUCAGCAGUUCAACAACAGUUUCUUCUCUUCGCUCCCUAAAUACCCGGGAAAUUAACACUUUCGCUGCCUUGUGUUGUAAAUUAUUUUGGUACCUUGACAAAGUUCUGUGAUUUUUUUUUUUUUUGAUUCCAUUUUCUCCAUGUGGGAUGUUUUUUUUCUUUUGAAAGGACUAAAAAAAAAAGCUCUGGGUGCUUUGACCUGCUGCAGCAACUCAGACCAUCCCAAAAGAAAGCAAGAGUAAAAGAGCCAUUCAUCUUCGGGGAUUGAGGCUUUAUCAUUGACUUUAUCCAACAUUGUCAUUUCUCAUUAUUUGGGUGUUGAAAGUACAGGGACUGUGUUGGCUUGAUUCCCUGCUCAUGUAAAUCUUCUGAUUGUAGAAUCUCUCAGUCAUAAAUGCAUUCCUGUUUUUUUUUUUUUUUUUCACACUGCAGCAAAUGAAAGUUCUCAUUCCCUCUAGGCAUUGAUGCUUUAUACAGAUAGAGGAGGAAUGAAGCCAAAGGAAAGUUUUGUGUGCAAAACAUCUAUAUUUUAAAUGUAUUUUUUGUAUGUACUGUUUGUGGGAAAUUUUGCAAUAAUGAAAUGGGUUGUGUAUCCUGUUACUGUUCCUUGUAUUUUGUUAUAAGUGAUGUUAAACAGAAAUGUAUGUUGCCUGUUAAUAUUUGAUA